Messenger RNA from Cryphonectria parasitica EP155, 1536 nucleotides. RefSeq lists its product as uncharacterized. The record is from RefSeq and is a predicted model, not a curated record. Bases 1 to 1536 code for a protein of 511 amino acids. Lineage: Eukaryota; Fungi; Ascomycota; Sordariomycetes; Diaporthales; Cryphonectriaceae. The transcript has a single exon.
AUGUCAACUCAGCCGCCACCACGACUUUACAAUGUUCUCGAUUUCUUCCGCGACGAUGAGGAUAGUUGUGCUCUCACCAUCCUAGCACAAGAUGUUCGCUUUCAUAUUAUUGCAGAGGCAGCGAAGCUUAAACCCCCAGGAGGCUCAAGACCGGCAGAGUCGAGAUUUUCGGACGAAUACCUGGGAUUAUUAGCCAAGAUCAAGAAGCUGGAUCGGAUGGAAGAUUGCGACAGUCCGGACGAGUCCAUCGACAGCGGCAUAGACGUCGAAACCAUGCCUAUAGAACCGUCCAAGACAUCCUCGCUUGAGAGCGGCGACCCGGCAGACGAUCUGUACGAGUGGUUGACUACACCACUGCGGUCAAUACUUGAAGAGACUAUAAAUUCAAAGCAUCACACCAUCCAGACUCUAGAUGCCUGGUACAAAGCCUCCACACGUUACUUUAGUCUGGAGGUUGAGGGAGUCCGUCUGAACGCAGUAGAACUGGAGCCUGAACCAACUCUUGAAGAGCGUCUGGCGAAGCUUUAUCCAAACCUUGCACCGAUACCCAAGUAUAUUCGCAAUAUCGACGUGCCUUGGUACUCGGCUCGAGACUUGCGAGUCCUCAGCUGCAGCAGCUCACCACCACCAUAUCACCCAACCAUCGUGGAACUGGCGCUACCCUCUCCUCAAGGAGGUCCAGGAGAGAAGCAGAAGCUGUUUUUCAAGAGCGUCGACAAUACCAAUCCGCAGCCAACAAAGCGAGAGCUUCAUCUCCUCAACCAACUCGAAAUAAAAGGUUUAUAUGACAGGAUUCGAUGUCCUCACCUCGUCGGCAUAGUUACCCGGCACGAUUCGUCUCCCAAGAGCGACGACGGCCGUAAAUCCGUCAUGGGCUUCCUCCAGACCCUCAUACAAAACCCGAUCCCCUUGACGGAAAAAUUCGACAGUGCUAUUCCGCAAUCUCAGCGCGAGCAAUGGGCGAAAGAGGCUGAAGAGAUCAAGACCAUACUCCAUGAGCAUGAUAUUGUAUGGGGCGACGCCAAGGGCGACAAUUUCGUGGUUGACUCAUCGGGGGACUUGUGGAUUAUUGACUUUGGUGGGAGUUACACAGAGGGAUGGGUCGAUCCUGAAAUUGCCGAGACGAAGAAGGGGGAUGAUAUGGGUAUCGAGAAAGUUGUGAACGCGCUACAUGAUCCGAAGAGAAAUGUUGCGAGAGAUGGCGACGAUGACGACGAGGUGGAGAAGGAGGAUGAGGAGAGUAUUGAACGGCCCCAACACCGCGAUGCUGAAAUUACUGGAACAAAGAGGAAGGACAUUGGGGAUGAAGGCUAUAGAGUUCCGAAAAGGCAAAGGAGGACAAGAAACACGUCUCAGUCUGUUGCUAAUGUGAUGAGGCUCGGAUAUUGUUAUUGCGGGGGUCCUAGCUCUGGCAUUAUGAUUGGGUGUGACGGCGGUGACUGUACGAAAGAAUGGUUCCAUAUCGAGUGUACCGGCCUGGAGAAGAUACCGGAUGAACAUGAGGCAUGGUACUGCCGUGAAUGCAAGUUUGCAUAG